Mauremys reevesii (Reeves's turtle) is the source of this 6754-nucleotide messenger RNA. RefSeq names its product forkhead box O6 (gene FOXO6). The record is from RefSeq and is a predicted model, not a curated record. The transcript is spliced from 2 exons. Gene Ontology annotation, cellular component: nucleus. Gene Ontology annotation, biological process: regulation of transcription by RNA polymerase II. Gene Ontology annotation, molecular function: DNA-binding transcription factor activity, RNA polymerase II-specific; RNA polymerase II cis-regulatory region sequence-specific DNA binding. NCBI's taxonomy places the organism in Eukaryota, Metazoa, Chordata, Testudines, Geoemydidae. Bases 410 to 2677 code for a protein of 755 amino acids.
GCUGCGGUGGAUGCCACUUUUGCCCAGGCGGCGGGAUCCGCCAGUCCCGGGCCGGGAGCCGGCCGCUGCCAGGUGCGUGCGGCCGUGAGCAUGCCCGCCUCGGCUCCGCCGCCCUGCCACCCACCUGCCGGGGAGCGGCCAGCCCAGCCGUAAGGAGGGGCAGCCCUGCCUGCCGCCGGAGCCCUGCCCUCCCAGCCCCCGAUGACCUGAUCUCGCCUCCUCUCUGUGUUCCCGAGGGGGCCGGCGUGAGAGAGCCGGGCUCAGCCCGCCCCAGGCUGCCCUGCUACUUGCCCAGGUGACCAGCUGGGAUCCCCGGACUUGCCCGCAGCCUUCCCGGGAGGGCUCCUCGCCCGCCCGCCGCCCGGGCUCCGGAGCAUCUGUUGCUGACUGAACAGCCUGGCCCCGAUGGAUGCAGCCGCCCUCGCCAGCCCCCGCCCGCCAUGCCCUUCUGGCUGAGCCCCCCGGCACUGGGGCCGUUCCUUACGGGGGAGCUCCGCGCCCGUGCCUGCCUCGGGAGCCCCCAUCGCGCAGCCCCCCAUCUGAGCUCUCGCGUUACACUGCUGCUGGCUGCCAUGGGGCUGGGGCCAGCUGCCUCCUAGGUGCCGGCGCUCGGCUUCGGACUGCUGUGCAUCCUCUCCCCGCUGCCGGGGCCUCUUCUCCCCUCCCCGCUGCACUCCAGGGUCGGCCCCGGGGGCUGCCGUCCUCCCCCGCCCCCUGCCUCUGCCGUGAGCGCUCGUCCUGGUCCGCUCCCCGCCGUCUCUCCCUCUCCCCGGCCGUGCGGAAACCUGCCGUGACUCCGCGGGGGAGGCGGAGCGGGGGGAACAUGGAAGAGAAGCGGCAGGCGCAUCAGGUUGAAAUCGACCCGGAUUUUGAACCCCAGAGCCGGCCCCGUUCCUGCACCUGGCCGCUGCCUCACCCCGACUUCCCCGGGGAGGAGGAGGACGGAGGCGCGGCGGCAGCCGGUGGCUCCCGAGCCCCCGCGGCCGGCGGAGCGGCAGAGGGCUCGGAGAACACGGGAGCCGUGGCGGAUCGCAAAGCCGCUUCGGCGCUGCCUUCGCUGGGGGCGGAUGUUGGACAGCUCCGCAAGGCGAAGAACUCGCGGCGCAAUGCCUGGGGCAACCUGUCCUACGCGGAUCUCAUCACCAAGGCCAUCGAGAGCUCCCCGGAGAAGCGGCUCACCUUGUCCCAGAUCUACGACUGGAUGGUCAGAUACGUCCCCUACUUUAAGGAUAAAGGAGACAGCAACAGCUCUGCCGGCUGGAAGAACUCGAUUCGGCACAACCUGUCCCUGCACACCCGCUUCAUCCGCGUGCAGAACGAGGGCACCGGCAAGAGCUCCUGGUGGAUGCUGAACCCCGAGGGCGGCAAGACGGGCAAGCCGCCGCGGCGGCGCUCAGUGUCCAUGGACAACAACAGCAAGUUCCUGCGCAUCAAAGGGAAAGCCAGCAAGAAGAAGCAGCUGCAAGCGACUCAGGAGCGUGGGGAGCAGAGCCCGUCCUCUCAGCAGGCCAAGUGGUCUGAGAGCCCUGCCUCCCACGCCAGCGAUGAGUAUGACGCCUGGGCCGACUUCCGGACACGGGCCAACUCCUCGGCCAGCUCGCUGGGCGGGCGCCUCUCCCCAAUCAUGUCCAGCCACGAGCCGGACGAGCUGGAAGAGGAUGACGGCACCCCGUCCUCCCCGCUGAUGUACCCCAGCCCCUCCAGCACCAUGUCUCCCUCCCUAAGCAGCAGGUGCUCCGUGGAGCUGCCCCGACUGACCGACCUGACCGGCACCAUCAGCCUGAACGAAGGGCUUGGCGAGAGCCUGCUGGACGAUCUGCAGGACAACUACAACAUGAGCCCUUCGCAGCCGCUGCCCUCGGGCGGCCUCAGGCAGAGGAGCUCCAGCUUCACCUUCAACUCCAAGUGCUCGACGCUCGGGGCAGCCACCAGCACCUACUGCGGGACCAUCUACAGCCAGCCCGCCAUGAACCUGCUGCGGCGCCUGCCCAUGCAGACCAUCCAGGAGAACAAGCAAGCUACCUUCUCCCCCGCCGGCUCCUACCGGAACGCCUCGCUGCAGGACCUGCUCUCCUCCAUCUCCUACGCACACAAGGAGAGCAUGGCUCAGGGCGAGCUGCCCAUGGCCCAGGCCAGCGUCCUGGCACCGGCCCGCAGCCACAGACAGAGCGCCCUCGUGUGCGGAGGCGGGGAGCUGGGCUUGUCCUCUUACCCCGCCCACUCGGCCUCCCUCAUGAAGAGCAACACUUUGUAUCACCCAUCACCAGCCAGCCACCACCCUGCUGUCAGCAACAGUGCCUUACCCACUCCUAUCAGCCUUAUGAGCUUGCCUAGUGACUCCUGCAGCCUGGCAGCCAUGCCCCACCACGGGCACCUCCAUCCCUACGUCAAUACCCAAGGGGCACACAUGAGCUUGCUGGAUUCCCUCCAGGGCCCUUACCCAGGGGCGAUCCACCCCCCUGUUUUGGGCCAGGACAGGUUCCCAGCAGACCUUGACCUGGACAUGUUCAACGGCAGCUUGGAGUGCGACGUGGAGUCCAUUAUCCUCAAUGACUUUAUGGACAGCGACGAGAUGGACUUCAACUUCGACUCGGCCCUGCCCCCGCAGAACGGCCUCAGCAUGGGCACGCUGCCCAGCGCCCCCCAGCCCCCCAACCAGAGCUGGGUGCCUGGCUGAGACGAAGCCAGACGCUCCCCACCAAGGAGUCACAUGGGGAACAAUGACACAGACUUUUUUUUUCUUUCUCUUCUGCCUUUAUUUGUUCUGAUGGGCUAGAGCCAUCUGUUACACCUGAGAGCCACCCUGAGCACAAGCGGCAGGGUGACCGAGCCGUCCGGGCGCAGGACACAGCCCCGCCAGGCAGUGCAGACCUGGGGUUCACCCGCCCCGACGUGUGCACCAGACUGGCUAGCUCAGGCUGUGCGGGGGAGCCCCAGGCCCACGCCAGUUCUCCCCCUAGCACAUCGGGUGUGGGCGCAAAGGCAGCCUGGAGCCCGUCAGGCCCUGUCCCUCCUCCGCCCUUAGCGGGGUUCCCAGGUGAGGCAGUGCAGAGGCUGGGCCCAAGGCAUUCGCAUUGGUCAGAAUAAGCUUUCCAAAUGGCCCCACCUUUUGUGCUCCUUUGGUUUGGUUCUCCUGGCUAGCUACAGGGGGUGGCAGCCUUGGAGCAGAGGCCCUUGGUUUCCAGGGCAGCUGCAGCCAUCAGGAGCGGUUGGCUGGCUCCCCCCAGCAGUCAGCGUUAGCAUCAGCCUGCAGCCCCUUCCACCCACUCACCCGGCAGCAAACCGGUGGAUUUCCAUGUACUGUGUAAGCCUGUUCUAGAACCUGAUAUAACCCGGGGUAGCUGGAGAGCCAGGGAAAGCCUCUGAACUCUGGAGCUAGCAGCUGGGGCCGCCUGCUGGCAGCACCCACGCGCACGGGGCUCUCUCCAGAGUUUACUUCUGGAUUCUGAGCCAGUUUGAUCUCAGCCAACUUUGGGGAUGGCCACGUUUUCAAUCAUCAGUGCCUGCAAAAAUCCCAACCCACCGACGACUGGCAGCUGUCUGGGUACAACAUGCACUGUGCCAUGCACAGUCGGUGCGUGCGUGGGCAGGGGCACAGGCGUGCAUGCCCUGACCUGGCUUUGCAGGUGUGUGUUUUGCAGGCCCAGGGAGAGGCAUGCUGCUAGCCUGGAUCCCUGCUGGAGAGGUAGGCAGGGGGAAGUUGAAGGGGGGGGGAGUUAUUUAUUUGAUUUUAUGCACUCUCUUGCCAUUGAAUAAUCACCUUGUUAGAAGAGCAAACGGGCGAGCCGUGCUGGGAGCUGGGGAGCAGUCUGCAGGCAGUGCGUGCUCGCGGGAGAUGGCAGUUAAUAUCAGGGAUAUGCGGAGGGCUGGGAGAUGAUUGCAAAACCUGGAUCUGGCUUGCGAUGCGGAACAUCCCCAGAGUUUGGGGUGCUCAGUGCCAGGGGACUGGACCUCCCCAUUGGACUUGGGGUUCAAACACCUGCUUCCCUCUGCAGAGCGCACUGUGCCCCUGCAUUUUCACGACCAGCAGACCCUUCCCUCCCCCACCCCAGGGGUCGGUAUGCAGGCUCUGGGCAGGUGCCCGGGGCUGCCAGGCAAGGGAGAGGUGCUAUUGCUGCCCACAGCAGGGAGCCACUGGGGCUAGCUGUCAGGCAGCCUGCUUUCCGAGCACUGCCCACCUGAGCUGGCCGGGCCGGGCCAGCCGUGCAGAGAGCACGGCCUUUGGGGAGGAUCCUUCCCAGUAAGUGAGAAGGGCCCAGAAGAGCCAGGAGUGGCUGGCAGCUGCAGUGCAGGCACAGCUGGGCAGUGAGCUGUGCUGGCCCCAUGCCGGGCAGGAAUCCCCACCCAUCGGCUUGUGUUCAGCAACCACCGGCCUGAGGCAGACCCAGAGCCCCAGGGCAUCUCCAAACUGCCCAGGACCUUGUAGACAGUCCCCGGCUCUCUAACAAGUCGAUCCCAAACACCGUCUGAGCCCUGGGGCUGGAGCCUUUCCUUGGGGGUCCAGCUCCUCCUUAACCAGGGCCCGGCUCCUGGCUCUGAAAUGAAGACACGUUGUUUCCGCUGCGCUUUGCUCUGGGCUCCCCGGUCGCUGGACCCUGAGCUUCUAGCAACCGGGGUGAGAACCGAGGUUUCUGUGAAGUUUGACUGGACACAGGCCUGGUGCUUCCCAGCAGGGGGGAGGGAUAUUUGCCCCCCAGAUGAUCUUCCGGGGCCCCAAAGUAUAGUCGGAGAGGCCGAACUACGGAGUGAGCAACCCAGCGCUGAGCAGUGACAAACUACUGAUGCCAGAGCCAAAUUUUACUGUCUUAAAUUCCAAGAUUCCCCAGGUCUAACCAGGCCUGGGCUCCUGGAAGGCUGGUUGUGUUUUAAACAGCAGCCUCCAGGGACCCCCCCACACACACCAAGAAAGGGACCCUAGAACUGGCCCUGGCAUAAUCCCACGGAGCUGGGAACUGGGGCUCCCUGGCUCCGUGGGGCGACGAGGGUUCUGUGGCCAGAUGGUGUAGAAAGCGCCUGGAGCCUCCCGCGUUGGCACAUGGAGCCUGUGGGUCUGUGGUCUGGAUUCAGGAGCAGCCAGCACAGGCACAGCUGAAGGGCAGCGGAGAUCCCAGCUGCUGAAUGGGAGGAGAUGGUCCCCAUCCCUACGCAAGGUGGAGCCCUGAAGGGUGCUGCCCUCCUCCGUGGGGCUGUCUCAUGCCCCUGCCCUGCAGCCCCCCUCCUUUCUCUGUGAACGGCCCAGAAGCACCAAGCACUGUGAGGCACAGAGAGAGGGGUCGGUUUGUUAAAGUCCCCAUCUCCCUCUCGCACCCCUCCAGCAAUUCUCCCAGCCCCCAGCUUCACAGCCGCUGCAGCUUCCAGGGGCCUGAUGAAGGCCAUAGGAGACCUAGCAGCUGCUCCUUGCCUGGGGCAGAGUGGGGCCCUGCGGUGGGCAUACGCCAUGUCCUCUCGCCUCACCCAACCAGGGUCCAUCAGGUACCCGGCAUGUGUCUAUGGCGGGAAAUAACAAAGGAGCCCAUUGAUGUACCACUGAUGGUGUUUGCUCCAGGUACAUAGAGGUCGUAGUCUAUUUAUAAAGACAUUAUUACCAAUUAAUUAAUUAUGUUUACAUUGUUGGAUCAUGUACAGAAUUUAAUAUAUUCUAUUCUAGAUAUUCUUUCUCAGAGGCUUUUUUAAAACUUAUGAUUUGGUUGAUAGCAUACAUUCAUCCAGUCAGUUUCAACACUCCCAUUCUGUUUUCAGACGUAUUUAAUUCAUUGCAGAAAGAAAUCGUCAGUGACAGAUGGGUAUGAAAUACCCAGCCCCCUCGCCCUGCCCUAGCCUGGGGUAGAGAGGAGGGGUGUGGCAGGGUGCUUUGCUUACCAUGGGGCUGGCGGCUGCAGGGCUGGGACCACCUAUUAGCACCAGGGGUGUUCGGGGAGCAGUGCUGCCCUGUGUGGGAGAAAGGAGGGAGCUACCUCCUUCCAAACACCUGAUCUUCCAGGCACAUCCCCAGCAGCACGAUAGAGGAUGAUGCCAUUAGGCACUGGAUGGCAUGUGCCAUUGGCAUGUGGCAUCAGAUGGGCACCCCGCCCGCCCCUCCCAGCACCAGCCACACGCUUGGGGCUUUGGAUCCGGCAUCAGUGCAUCACCCGCCUUGGCACAGGCUGGCACAGUCCUUGCCAGGCUUGGCUCUGCUGCAAAGUCUCUGCUCCUCUCAGGUGCUUUUGUUCCUGCUUUGGGAGAGCGGGGAUGGAGAGGGGAGACACGCCAUCAUCUGGCAGGGAACCCAGCCCAGGGGAGGCCUGGUUCUGUCCUGGGGGUGCUCAGUGCCCAGUCACCACUCCUGCUCUCUGCCAGUCUCAGGGACUCUCCCUGCUUUCUGCAGCCUGGGCGCCUCGACCUGCCCCUGCCCCAGCCCCCGGAGCUCAGUGCCAGCUGGGCCUUUCAGCUUACACCCCUGCCCCCAAGGAGAUGGGAGGAGGGACAGAGAUGCCUAGGGAGCCCCUUGGCCUUGCCCAGCCCUGAGUAUCUGUCGGUACUGAGAGGAAGCAGCCGGAGGCCUCAGUCAGAGAAGAGCUCCCCCCACCCCCCCGGCCUCCCCCGUGCCUGCUCCCCUCGCCCCGCCGUGUGUUUGACCUGGGAGGCCAGCCCCGGGCACGUCGUCUUGCGAAGCUGUCUGUGGUUCGUGACCGUGGGGUUGUCGUGUGUACGGUGGAGUUGUGUUGGUAAGCAUUGUGUGUGCCGUCGUUGUGCAGUGCGAGGGGUGUGGAGCUGG